AUGAUUUCAAAGCUAUUUCGGCUGGACCCGCAGCGACGCGAGAAGCAUGAAAUAACCCCUUACGAUAUCAAGACGCUACGGGAGAUGACGGUGACACACAACAUCACUGCUGUGGCGGUUCCAAAGUAUAGGGUGCGAGGAAACUUUGUGGAGUAUGUGGUUGAGUGCUCCAAGAAAAACUUAACGUGGCAUGUAUUUCGUCGUUAUCAGCAAUUUAAGGCGCUUGAUCAGAAGCUGAAGCAGCUGUGCUCAAUAGGUUCCCAGUACCACUGUGAAUACGGUGUCCUCCCUGUGCUCGCCGGUAGUCACUGGGCAGAAGUGACAAAUCAAUCUGUCGACCUUGUGGAGAAGCGUCGUCGGUAUCUUGAGAUUUAUCUUGAGCAGCUUCUUGUGCCAAAGAACCUCUUUUACGUGGCCAGCCCAGCUCUGUACAACUUUCUGCACGAUGGGGAGGUGCCAGUGCGGUCUAGGGCGAAUGUUUUGCGUCCUCUCAUUGGCUUUGCAGACCAAGAGCCGUUGCAGCAGCAGCAGCAGCAGCAGCAGGGGGAUGGGAGUGAAGGUAGUGCCACACCCAUGAAAGAAACACCGAAACCGCUAGACACUGGCAGUGCGGGUGGUGACCUCUCUGCGCCAACUACCACAAACUGCACCGCAUUUGAGCGAGAAGCUUUUAACUCUGUAGGUUCGUCCAUAACGAAUGCAUCGAGUGGUCCUGAGGAAUGUGAUGACGUCCCAUCGAAAGAGGAAACCGAUACUGACGACAUUAUCAUGCCGCCGGCCUCACCUUUGUGUUUGCAGUGUAAUGCCGAAUUUUCAUCCAUGAUGUACCCACAUCGCUGCUUUUUGUGUAAACAACGCUUUUGCCGGAACUGUUUGCGCAGUGUGGAGCUCGAGGAGGGAGUUGUAAGGGUGUGUGUACAGUGCCAUGAGAACCAGGAACGGCACAAUGAGAAGAAGCUGGUUGCAAAGGAUUCCUCGCCGGCUACCUUAUGUCUUCAGCCCCAAGACGCCGCUGCUGCAGUGCAGCCGCUACAGCUUCAGGACGGAAGUCGGCUGCGGACGGAUGUCGUAUUGUCAGACUUUGAGCUCGUCACAACGCUUGGCCGCGGCACUUUUGGAAAGGUUAUUAAAGUCAUCUUUCGUGAAAAUGGCCAAGUUUAUGCCAUGAAAGUUUUGAAUAAGUGUAUCAUUCAUAAGCGGCGCAUGGUUGACUACAUUAGGGAGGAAAAAACAAUUCUGGCAUUGUUGCCUCCGCAUCCGUACAUUGUGACAUGCCACUUUGCGUUUCAGACGGAUUACCACUUGUUUUUUGUGUUUGACUUCCUUCCUGGCGGGGAACUGUACUCGCGCAUUUACCCAAAGUGCACACUUUCCUCAGCGGAAGUGCGAGUGAUCGUUGCAGAGAUAGUCUUGGCCCUGGAACAGCUGCAUCGCUACGACAUUGUUCACCGAGAUCUCAAGCCGGAGAAUAUCGUGUUUGCGGCGGAUGGUCAUUUGAAGUUGACAGACUUUGGACUUGCACGAAUGAACUUUUCCCGCCACCGUCGAUGCAGCUUUGUUGGGAGCCCGGAGUACAUCGCUCCUGAAACAAUCCUAGGGGAGGCCCAAACCGCCGCAUUGGACUGGUGGAGUGUGGGGGUGAUGAUGUACGAGAUGCUGAGGGGAUCGGCCCCGUUCCACGCUGCGAAUAACAAUGAGGUUUGCAAUAAUGUUCUGAACCUUGCCAUCGAUUUUAGCGCUCCGUGCUUUACUCCUGAGGCCACCUCACUUAUUCGGAUGCUCUUGCAACGUCAGCCAAAGCAGCGACUCUGUGAUGCAGAGCAGAUUAAGGCCCACCCUUACUUUGCCUCUCUCAAUUGGUCCGCCUUGGAGAAGAAGGCCUUUCCCCCACCGAUUCGGCUUAACCUUGAAGGCAAUGAUACAAAGUACUUUAAGCGGGAAUUUACGGCGGAGUGGGCUGUGAUACUUAAGCCCCACGAGGUGAGUAGAGCCACGUUGGAUAUCUUGAAAAGCCGAUUUAGCAACUUUGUUUAUGUGCUUGAUACUGAGGCUGGUGCGUCAUCGUCGUCGUCGUUGCAUUCGCCUUGCAAGAAACCGCCAUUGCACCUGCAAUUAAUAAAAGAGAACGCUGACGCGGUACUGAACGCACAGAAAGUAUUAGGAGUCUGGCGUCUAGUUAAGGUUGAGAUGACGACAGAUGACGGUAAAAUUGCGUACCCAUGGGGUGGUGAAGUAUGCGGCCUCCUCGCGUACUUUCCUAAUGGUCUCUUUACCAUGCAACUCACGCUGGCUAGUCGGCGGCACACACGUGUGCAGUUUCCGGGGCGAGCUACCAUGGAGGGGCUAGUGGAUAUGUACAAUUCCUACGUCGCAAGCUUUGGGAGAUACCAGCUGAAGGCCGAAGGUGGCACCAUUGUUCACUUACCCGAUGGUGGCCUUUCUCCAAACUUAUCAUGGAGCCAACAAAAGUACUUUGUUGAGGUAAUUGAUGGAAAAUCAGAAGGCGAUGUCACGGUACUGAAACUUUUUACUGCAGCAUACAAGCUUCAAGAAGAAAAGCUAUUGGCGAGAACUUUUUUGACGUGGGAACGAGUCGAAUUUUGUUAA
Molecule: messenger RNA, 2607 nt
Organism: Trypanosoma rangeli
Lineage: Eukaryota; Euglenozoa; Kinetoplastea; Trypanosomatida; Trypanosomatidae
Product: zinc finger protein kinase
Exons: 1
Coding region: 1-2607 (868 amino acids)
Biological process (GO): protein phosphorylation
Molecular function (GO): protein serine/threonine kinase activity; phosphatidylinositol binding; ATP binding
Source: RefSeq, a predicted model, not a curated record